Messenger RNA from Aphis gossypii (cotton aphid), 1829 nucleotides. Its product is annotated as GATA zinc finger domain-containing protein 14-like. Bases 273 to 1637 code for a protein of 454 amino acids. The transcript is spliced from 15 exons. The record is from RefSeq and is a predicted model, not a curated record. Lineage: Eukaryota; Metazoa; Arthropoda; Insecta; Hemiptera; Aphididae.
UCGUUCUAUUUUAUCACGAAACUGGGGAAAACACACACUAAUACACUGCGUCGUUUGCCGUAGUCAUUAGUGUGUUACUGUGUUAGUUCGGUCUCGUGAUAGUGCGCUGCACGACGUGGUUUCUGUGUUCAACAGUGUCGACAUUUUAUCUGGUCACGGUUGUACCGCAAUUACGUACAUCUUAACCUGUAAUCGUAUAGCCGGUUCGUUUUGCCGUCGGCGUCUGAGUCAUUGGUGUUUCGAAUGUGAUACUGACCAGUGCCGAUUUCAUUAUGUCUGAGCCUUUGUCUAGCUUUGAACGCUUUUUACAACAGUAUCCAAAUGCGAAUUUCAAUUCUGUCGUCAAACUUAAAAAACUCACGCGUGCUGAAAUCGCAAAGUACACUGGCAAAAAGCAAAAGAAGCAGAGAAGAUAUAAGCCUGCGAAAAAGUUCCGCAAGGAUAAAAAUAUAACCGUACAAAAAGAGGUAACAUCAGUUACCCUAACUCACCCUAAUGUGGUUAUUCCAAGUGAGAUUACCACAGAACAAACAGAAGAAAAUAAAGAAAUGGAAAGCAAGGAAACCGUACAAAAAGAAGUAACAUCAGUUACCCUAACUCACCCUAAUGUGGUUAUUCCGAGUGAGAUUACCACAGAACAAACAGAAGAAAAUAAAGAAAUGGAAAGCAAGAAAACCGUACAAAAAGAAGUAACAUCAGUUACCCUAACUCACCCUAAUGUGGUUAUUCCGAGUGAGAUUACCACAGAACAAACAGAAGAAAAUAAAGAAAUGGAAAGCAAGGAAACCGUACAAAAAGAAGAAACGACAUCAGUUCAACCUUAUGUGCUUAUUCCGACUAGGCUUAUUAAACAAGAAAUCGUGAAUGACAGCUACAUGGAUAAUGAAACACAAUCCAUGAAUAAUAUGUCCAAUCUUCCAAACGAUUUUUUUCCUAAUGUAGUUAUAAAACAAGAAGCCGAGGAUGAUGGUUAUGAAAAUAAUUAUAAUGUUGAACAAGAUAAUGAAAAUAUGUUUGAUCCAUCAAAUGCUUUCAUUCCUAAUAUAUUUGAUCCAGAAAUGCAAAAUGAUAACAUGGAAAACUAUAUGCCUAUAACUGCUCAAGAAAAUAUGUUUGGUCUAUCAAACAAUUUUACUCCUAAUUUUAUUUAUGAACAAGAACUUACUGGUAUUCACAUGGGAACCUUUAUACCUCAAGGUAAUCUGUUUGAUCCAUCAAAUAAUAUUAUUCCUAAUAUGAUAAACGGCCAAGCCUAUCAAAACAGUGAUAAUGUGGGGAUCAAUAUACCACAAACAAAUCAAAAUAUGUCCAGUAGACCAGCUGGUUUUCGUCCAUUAAUAAUUAAAGAAGAAAACCGUAAUUAUGAUUUUGUGGAUGAAUACAUAGCACAAGAUGACAUGUAUGAUCCAUCAAACAAUCUCAUUCCUAAAACGAUUAACGGACAAGGCAUUCAAAACAAUGAUAAUGUGGGGAUUAAUAUACCAAAAAAAAACGAGAAUACGCCUAGUUCAUCAAACGGUAAUGUUCCUAAAAUAAUAAUCAAACAAGAAAUUCUCGACGAUGGUAACAUUGAGAUUAACACGGAUGUAUUGAAGCCAUCAGCGGACCAGGGAUAUGAGGAUGAGACUCCAUGGUAACAGUUUUUUUUGCAUAAUCUUGAGUCACGUCUUGAUAUAUUUCUUCAACGCUUAAAGGUUUUUUAUUCUAUAAAAUAUAUUUAAAAAAAAAAGUUGUUUUUCAUAAAAUACAGAGUUUAACUUCAGCGACUAAGAUACUAAGAUAUUAUAAUUUUUAUGCGUUAAUUGUUAAUAAAUUUUGUUUAAGAACAA